CCUCAAUCUCUAAUCAUCAUCAAAACUUGACAAGACACAGUCAAUCCCUAUUCUCCCUGCACCAUGCGCUUCUCAACCUUUGUCGCUACCAUUGUCAUCCUUAUCCAGACGUCAUUCGUGGCACACACCCUGGCCAUGCCCAUGGCCACAUCCUCUACCGAGGCCUUCACCCUGCGCCAGGCUACCGCGGAGCAGAUCAUCACACGUCAGAUCAUCAAAUUCCAGCGAGCCAAACUCAACCGAAUGAAGGAAGAGGAUCUCGCUUCAGGUCUAGCCAUGUCAAAGACGAAGCGUCUGGCACCUCAGCCAAAAGUUUCCAACGGGGCCACAAAGACCUAUCCUACUUGCAAUGUAGCUGGGGUCAACGGGUACGCAAGAUACGUCGGAUGGGACCUUUACAACGACGAUCUCGCGGGAAACCCACAUUACACCAAAACCAGAACAGAGGCAGACUCUAUCGCUUUGUGCAAUGACAACUCGAAUUGCGCCGGUGCCGUCAUCAUUGAGGGUGGUCCGUCCUACCUUAAGGGCUACAAAGUCUCCUCGGGCAACUUCUUGCCGCAGCCGGAAGGCAUCACAACCACCAUGUACCUUGACCUCAUCGGUCAAUGCUCCGACUGGGCACCAUACGUGCCCGCCGCCGCGGACGCGAUCUGUUGCAACUCGUACGGUACGACCUCCAGGAGGAGCUAGAAUAUUAGAGUAUUGUUUUUUUGGGCCUUCAUCGUUGUAGCACU
Kockovaella imperatae is the source of this 737-nucleotide messenger RNA. RefSeq lists its product as hypothetical. The record is from RefSeq and is a predicted model, not a curated record. Lineage: Eukaryota; Fungi; Basidiomycota; Tremellomycetes; Tremellales; Cuniculitremaceae. The transcript has 3 exons. The coding region runs from base 64 to 693 and encodes 209 amino acids.